Melozone crissalis (California towhee) is the source of this 2058-nucleotide messenger RNA. RefSeq names its product rhomboid like 3 (gene RHBDL3). Lineage: Eukaryota; Metazoa; Chordata; Aves; Passeriformes; Passerellidae. Gene Ontology annotation, cellular component: membrane. Gene Ontology annotation, molecular function: serine-type endopeptidase activity; calcium ion binding. The transcript has 10 exons. The coding region runs from base 1 to 1308 and encodes 435 amino acids. The record is from RefSeq and is a predicted model, not a curated record.
AUGGGAGACAGGCUGCCGGAGCCUCACGCCAGCUCUUCCCCUGCUGUGGCUGCCAGCUCGGAGGCGGAAGAAAUCGAGGUGCUGGACUCCGAAGAUGUCCUACCUAUGGCCGCAGAGGAUCACUGGAAAGCCCUAUUUGAUCAGAAAGGUAGCUGUUCCUGCAGGCAGGCACUAAAGCAAGAGGAAAGCAGCUGGGAUGGAGCAGAAGUCAGGAAGCAGGCUGAAAUGUUUGAUCCUGACAACACUGGCUACAUCAGCACGGAGAAGUUCCGCUCCCUCCUCCAGAGGCACGGCUCGGAGCUGGACCCCCACAAGCUGGAGGUGCUGCUGGCCCUGGCAGACAGCAACUCUGAGGGGAGGAUCUGCUACCAGGACUUCGUCAACCUGAUGAGCAACAAGAGGUCCAACAGUUUCCGCCAGGCCAUCCUGCAGGGCAACAGGAGGCUGUGCAGCAAGGCCCUGCUGGAGGAGACGGGGCUGAGCCUCUCGCAGAGGCUGAUCCGGCACGUGGCCUACGAGACGCUCCCGCGGGAGAUCGACCGCAAGUGGUACUACGACAGCUACACCUGCUGCCCCCCGCCCUGGUUCAUGAUCACCAUCACCAUCGUGGAGGUUGCCUUUUUUCUUUACAAUGGAGUGGUCUUAGACAGAUUUGUGCUGCAAGUCAGCCACCCCUUGUACCUGAAGAAUGCAUUGCUGUACCAUCCCCAGCUUCGGGCCCAGGCUUGGAGGUACCUAACCUACAUAUUCAUGCAUGCAGGGAUAGAACACCUUGGGCUCAAUGUUGUCCUUCAGCUCUUGGUUGGGGUUCCUCUGGAAAUGGUGCACGGAGCUGCGAGGAUCAGUUUUGUGUACGUUGCAGGAGUUGUGGCAGGGUCCCUGGCAGUGUCUGUGGCUGACAUGAGGGCGCCGGUGGUGGGCUCCUCUGGAGGUGUGUAUGCUCUUGUCUCUGCUCACCUGGCCAAUAUUGUGAUGAACUGGUCAGGAAUGAAGUGCCAAUUCAAACUGCUGCGCAUGGCUGUUGCCUUGAUCUGUAUGAGCUUUGAAUUUGGAAGAGCCGUGUGGCUGCGAUUCCACCCCUCUGCUUACCCCCCCUGCCCCCACCCCAGCUUCAUGGCCCACCUGGGAGGGGUCAUGGUUGGAAUCACCCUUGGUGUUAUCAUCCUGAGGAACUACGAGCAGAGACUCCAAGAUCAGACUUUAUGGUGGAUCUUCCUUUCUAUUUACGUCAUUUUUGUCUUGUUUGCCAUCUUCUGGAAUAUUUUUGCCUACAGUCUGUUGGAUCUCAAGCUACCUCCCCCUCCUUGAAAACAUGGGACAGAAAACUGGAGAGCAGAAGUCAUCUGUCAGCUGUGUUAAAUGAAUGAAGAUGGAGGAUCUAUUUUUGUAUUUCACUUGGGAGGAUGAUUCUUCUGAACACGUGAGUGUGCUGGAGGAGGUGCUUAAAGAUCUCAUGAAAGAAUGGGCUGAUCAGUUUGUUCACAAAUCCAGCAGGUUCUGUAACUCUGGCUGGCCAUGCCCUGCAGUUUCUGCCCUGCAUCUGGGCACUGACUGCUUGGGUUGUUAUCACACAUCAAUAUUUUCUAUGAGAUAUUUGUAUUUUCCAGGUCAGUGCUGGAAUUGUGGCCAAUUGUUCAGUGAAUUUCCUCCAUGUUACUGAACACUAAAAGGGAAAAAGAGCAGGCAUUUACUAAUUAGAGACUCAAAUGGUACUCACAAGGCAGCUUGAGUCUGGUUUCUUUGGACACGUCUGACUGUUCAGCCAUACCAGUGCCACUGUCUCAUUACUUGAAUGGUUCCUAAGGUAUUUUAGCCUCUGCUGAAACUUGUCUUGCACAACUUUCAAAGGAAUCGGCAGAACUUGAUCACACAAAGUGAUGGAGACUGGUCUUCAACCACAGGUCAAAUGAAAUUGCACUAUAAACAUUGGGAAUCUUAGAGUGUUGUGGAUACCCAGCCAGAAGUGACUUUUCCUGUGCAUGUUUCACUUGAUUUUCAUUAAUUAUUCCCCCUUCCACAGCCUGCUGUGGCUAGAGGGUGUGGCUGGAUUGUUGGGUU